Molecule: messenger RNA, 1539 nt
Organism: Boleophthalmus pectinirostris (great blue-spotted mudskipper)
Lineage: Eukaryota; Metazoa; Chordata; Actinopteri; Gobiiformes; Gobiidae
Gene: cyp17a1
Product: steroid 17-alpha-hydroxylase/17,20 lyase
Exons: 8
Coding region: 1-1539 (512 amino acids)
Biological process (GO): progesterone metabolic process; hormone biosynthetic process
Molecular function (GO): iron ion binding; heme binding; steroid 17-alpha-monooxygenase activity
Source: RefSeq, a predicted model, not a curated record
AUGACUCUUUUCUGGUGUUUGCUUGCCAUUGUGUUCUUGAGCCUGGCAGCACUGUUAGCGCUCUGGACAUCUCGAGGCACUUCCCUGGAACCUCCACAGCUCCCAUCUCUGCCACUGAUCGGCAGCCUACUCAGCCUUGGAGGCACACACCCUCCACAUAUUCUCUUCAAGAAGCUGCAGGCCAAGUAUGGGGCCAUAUACUCGCUGAAGUUGGGCUCCAAUAAGGUCAUUGUGGUCAACCAUCACACACACGCCAAGGAGGUUCUGCUCAAGAAGGGCAAGGUAUUUGCUGGAAGACCUCGAACCGUGACCACAGAUGUACUGACCAGAAAUGGGAAGGACAUUGCAUUUGGGGACUAUAGUGACACCUGGAGAUUCCACAGAAAAAUCGUGCACGGAGCUUUAUGUAUGUUUGGAGAAGGCUCAGCUUCCAUCGAGAGCAUCAUUUGCGCAGAGGCCCAGUCCCUCUGUACGCUACUGUCAGAGGCGUCUGCAGCUGGCCUGUCUCUGGACCUCUCUCCUGAACUCACUCGAGCUGUCACAAACGUCAUCUGCACCCUGUGUUUCCACUCAUCGUACAGCCGCGGGGACCCUGAGUUUGAAACUAUGUUGCGCUAUAGCCAGGGCAUUGUGGAUACUGUGGCUAAAGACAGUCUGGUGGACAUCUUCCCUUGGUUACAGAUGUUUCCCAACAAAGAUCUGCAUAUCCUCAAACAUUGUGUGUCUAUCAGAGACCAGCUCCUUCAGAAGAAAUAUGACGAGCACAAGGCAGACUACAGUGACCAUGUACAGAGGGACCUGCUGGAUGCGCUGAUCCGGGCCAAGCGGAGUGCAGAAAAUAACAACACCACAGAGCUGAGCCUGGGACCAGGGGCCUUCACUGAUGACCAUUUGCUCAUGACAGUGGGAGACAUUUUUGGGGCUGGAGUGGAGACCACCACUACAGUGCUCAAGUGGGCUGUGGCUUACCUCAUCCACCAUCCUCAGGUGCAGAAGCAGAUUCAGGAGGAGCUGGACCACAGGGUGGGGCUAGAGAGGGCCCCUCAGCUCAGGGACAGGGGCAGCCUUCCGUACCUGGAGGCCACCAUCAGAGAGGUGCUGCGCAUUCGCCCUGUGGCUCCUCUGUUCAUCCCACAUGUGGCACUCAGCAACACCAGCAUUGGAGACUUCAGUGUGACAAAAGGCACUCGCGUGGUGGUUAACCUGUGGUCUCUGCAUCAUGACCCAAAAGAAUGGCCCAACCCGGACAGCUUUGAGCCUGCUCGCUUCUUGAACAAUGAUGGCAGUGGGCUGGUCAUUCCCUCUCCUAGUUAUUUGCCCUUCGGAGCAGGUCUCAGGGUGUGUCUGGGUGAGGCUCUGGCCAAGAUGGAGCUGUUUCUGUUCCUGUCUACCAUGCUGCAGCGCUUCACUCUGUCUGUGCGCCCUGGAGAUCCCCUGCCCAAUUUAGAAGGCAAAUUUGGGGUAGUACUCCAGCCCACCAAGUACUUUGUAAGCGCCCUGCCACGUCCAUGCUGGGACAGAUAUAAGAGCCUGGAUUAA